CCCGCCCCGCCCCCUCCGGCAGGGAUGUCGCCCGCCAUGGCGACCGACGGGCCCGCGCUGGCUGAGCUGCUGCUGCAGCGGCUGGAGCGGGCGGGGGGCGGCGGCCUGGGCAGCCUGGAGGCGGCCGCGGCGCUGGGCCUGGAGCACCAGCAGCUGGUGGGGGCCGUGAAGAGCCUGCAGGCGCUGGGGGAGGUCAUCGAGGCUGAGCAGCGAUCCUCUAAACGCUGGGAGCUGACGCCCGAGGGGAAGGAGAUUGUCCAGGAGGGAAGCCACGAGGCGCGUGUCUUUGACAGCAUCCCUGCCGAAGGGCUGCCCCAGAGCGAGCUGAUGAAACUGCCGAGUGGGAAAGUGGGGUUCAGCAAGGCCAUGUCCAACAAGUGGGUGCGGCUGGACAAGAACGCGGACGGGGGUCCACGCGUCUUCCGGGCUGUGGAGAGCGUGCAGGACUCAGUGCGGGAGAAGCUGCAGCUGGUGCAGCGGGGAGAGGCUGAGAGCCUGGAGGAGAAAGACAGGAAUGAACUGAAGAAGCGGAAACUCCUGAUGGAAGUGAACAUCAAGACCUACUGGAUCCGGAAAGGCAGCGCCUUCAGCACCACGGUCACCAAGCAGGAGACGGACCUCACUCCAGAGAUGCUCGCCAGCGGCUCGUGGCGUGACCUGAAGUUCAAGGCGUACAACUUUGAGGCGCUGGGGAUCAUGCCAGAGAGCGGGCACCUCCACCCGCUGCUCAAGGUCCGCACGCAGUUCAGACAGAUCUUCCUCGAGAUGGGUUUCACAGAAAUGCCCACCAAUAACUUCAUCGAGAGCUCCUUCUGGAACUUCGACGCCCUCUUCCAGCCGCAGCAGCACCCGGCCCGUGACCAGCACGACACCUUCUUCCUGCAGGAUCCUGCCGAAGCCACGGACUUCCCCAUGGACUACCUGAAGAGAGUGAAGAAGAUCCACUCGCAAGGAGGCUACGGCUCCCAGGGGUACAAAUACGACUGGAAGCUGGAGGAGGCGCGGAAGAACAUCCUGCGGACGCACACCACAGCCGUCAGCGCCCGCAUGCUCUACCGGCUGGCCCAGCAGGAGAAGUUCACCCCAGCCAAGUAUUUCUCCAUUGACCGGGUCUUCCGGAAUGAGACGCUGGACGCCACCCACCUGGCCGAGUUCCACCAGAUCGAGGGGAUGGUGGCCGACUGCGGCCUGACGCUGGGGGACCUCAUGGGCACCCUCAGGGAGUUCUUCUCCAAGCUGGGGAUCAGCCAGCUGCGUUUCAAGCCGGCCUACAACCCCUACACGGAGCCCAGCAUGGAGGUGUUCAGCUACCACCGAGGGCUCCAGAAGUGGGUGGAGGUGGGUAAUUCGGGGAUCUUCCGCCCGGAGAUGCUGCUGCCGAUGGGGCUGCCGGAGGGCGUGUCGGUCAUCGCCUGGGGCCUCUCUCUCGAGCGCCCCACCAUGAUCAAAUACGGCAUCAACAACAUCCGGGAGCUGGUUGGGCACAAGGUGAACCUGCAGAUGGUGUACGAUGGCCCCCUCUGCCGCCUGGACGCGUAGGCGCCGGCCCGCUCUGCCCCCGGCCCGCUUUGCCACCUGGCUGCGUAGGCGCAGGCCCCCGACCCAGCCCCACCCCAUAGCUAUUAGUGUCCACUCCGGGGGCUCCCCCUCUGCACUGGGCUGGGGCUGCCCCCCUUCCUGGGCAGACGGCUGGUGGGGCACCCCCGGCCCCCUUCCGUUCAGCGGGGGGGGACACGGCGGAGCGGCCCAGGCCGGCGCCUGCAGCCUGUGGUGCGCCAAUAAAGGGCUGGUGUCUGGG
This is a messenger RNA of Gopherus flavomarginatus (Mexican gopher tortoise), 1798 nucleotides long. RefSeq names its product phenylalanyl-tRNA synthetase subunit alpha (gene FARSA). Gene Ontology annotation, molecular function: tRNA binding; ATP binding; phenylalanine-tRNA ligase activity. Gene Ontology annotation, cellular component: cytoplasm; cytosol; phenylalanine-tRNA ligase complex. Lineage: Eukaryota; Metazoa; Chordata; Testudines; Testudinidae. Gene Ontology annotation, biological process: phenylalanyl-tRNA aminoacylation. The transcript is spliced from 14 exons. Bases 25 to 1539 code for a protein of 504 amino acids. The record is from RefSeq and is a predicted model, not a curated record.